UUAAAUGGGCAGAAAAGCAGAGGAGCAGAGAAAGUGAAGACCGCCCUCGGUCCUUACCUCUGCGUUUCCCCAUCCACAAGCCUCUAUACUAUGGUCUGCAGCUUCUUUAUCUUUUUGUUUUUGCUUUUAUUUUUGCAGUGGCUAUGUUUUAGUUGUGUUUGUACUUCUUAUUCUUACACGCCCCUAAAAUAUCAUGAGUUUUGAGCUUAUCAAGCAAUCUCACCACUGUUUUUAACUUUCAUCUGCCAUUCAUAUUUCACUUUCUUUUAAUAUAUUCUAAUCCAAGAUUUCAUCAUUGUCUCCUUUCCUUUCUGGGUUUUUUUAAAAAGAGGAAACUAUUUGUUCUAGCAUGAGAAAGAUUUGAUCUUUUUUCGCUGUUUCUUGUAAAUCCUAUCUCCAGUGUUCUAUCUAUAAUCUAUUUGUGUUUAAAAACCCCCAUGCCAAAAUCUACUGAACCUGAAGAUGGAUCUGAAUCUGAUACAGAUAUAUUCAAGAUCCGUACUUUUUACCUUUUUUGGCCAUAUAUAGCAAACCCCAUUUACCGGUCCACCAAUUUUAUUGCUCCCAUGAAGAGGUCAAUUAGACCCUUGAUAAGCAUCGUGAUGCUUGUUGUAUUGGCUGCAACCUUAAGCUGUCGGAUUGCCAUCCGCCGCCGUGGUGUCUUUACUGUUUCAGCUGAGCAGGAGUCCACCAGGGUCCUUAACCAACCCCUACCAAUCCAAAAUUUUAACUCUACUUUGCUUAAGUUUGCAGCUACUGAUUUAGGUGAAGAAAAAUCCAAGCUUGAAAUAGAGCAGCUGCUGGAAGGGAACUUUGCUAGUCAAGGAAGGUACAGGACUUUUGCAACUUGGAGGAGGUUCAAUCACCAAGAUGUCAAAGCUAGAAAAUCUAAUGUAUUACCGGUAAUGCUCAAGUCCCCAAAAUUUUAUCGGUAUUGGUUAGAUUUUAGGAGGAACUUACAGGAUUGGGCAAGAAAAAAAGUGUUUCAACCUGAUAUUAUGAUGGAUUUAGUUAGAUUAGUUAAGGUCCCUAUUGAUAGCCACAAUGGUUUAAUGAGUAUAGAUAAAAAGUAUAAAUCUUGUGCUGUUGUGGGGAAUAGUGGGAUUUUGUUGGAUAGUGAUCACGGGAAAUUGAUUGAUGGUCAUGAGGUUGUGAUUAGAUUAAACAAUGCUAGGACUGAGAAUUUUGAAAAGAAUGUGGGAUCAAAAACAAGUAUUUCAUUUGUAAAUAGCAAUAUACUGCAUCGUUGUGCUAUGAGGGAAGGGUGUUUUUGUCAUCCUUAUGGAGGGAAUGUUCCCAUGGUUAUGUACAUUUGUCAGCCGGUUCAUUUCAUGGAUUAUCUGGUCUGCAAUUCGGCUCACAAGGCACCUUUGUUUAUUACAGAUCCACGUUUUGAUAUGUUGUGUGGUAGGAUUGUGAAGUAUUAUUCAGUGAAACGAUUUGUGGAGGAGACAGGGAAGCCAUUGGAUGAAUGGGGAUCUACUCAUGAUGGUUCUAUGUUUCAUUAUUCCUCUGGAAUGCAAGCUGUUAUGCUAGCUUUGGGAAUUUGUGACAAAGUUGGUGUAUUUGGCUUUGGCAAAUCAACUUCUGCAAAGCAUCACUAUCAUACUAAUCAGAAGGCUGAGCUCCGAUUACAUGACUAUGAGGCAGAAUAUGCAUUCUAUCAUGAUCUGGUGAAGAAUCCACAAGCAAUACCAUUCAUUUCAGACAAGUUCAAAUUCCCUGCUGUGGUAAUCUAUAAAUGAUUUCACCCGGUCUAAUAUUUUUUAUUUUGUCUUUGGUCAAGGUUAAAUUGUUGUAUUCAUGUUGUAUCAGUAUUUUUCCACUAGAUAGUCAAAGAAAACACAAUUGCUGAAGAUCUCUGUUUCAUAUUCUGGCCCUAUACUAUCAAAGGUUGUUUAGGGUAAUACGAAAUGUAAAAUUGGAAACUAAGAAUGUGAAAAGAGA
This is a messenger RNA of Durio zibethinus, 1947 nucleotides long. NCBI's taxonomy places the organism in Eukaryota, Viridiplantae, Streptophyta, Magnoliopsida, Malvales, Malvaceae. The record is from RefSeq and is a predicted model, not a curated record.